Microcebus murinus (gray mouse lemur) is the source of this 882-nucleotide messenger RNA. NCBI's taxonomy places the organism in Eukaryota, Metazoa, Chordata, Mammalia, Primates, Cheirogaleidae. The record is from RefSeq and is a predicted model, not a curated record.
ACAGCCGUGACGGUGACGAUGAUGACGAUGAAAGUGGUGGCAGUGGGGACAGUGGGGACAACGCUGAUGACGACUGGUGGCAGUGAUGACAGUGGUGAUGAUGACAGUGGUGACAAUGAUGAUGACAGAGGUGACAAUGAUGAUAGUGGUGACAAUGCUGGUGAUGAAGAUGGUGGCAGCAAUGUUGGCAAUGAUGACGAUGACAGUGGUGGCAAUGAUGAUGACAGUGGUGACAAUCAUGACAGUGGUGACAAUGACGAUGGCAGUGGUGACAAUCAUGAUGACAGUGGUGACAAUGACGAUGGCAGUGGUGACAAUCAUGACAGUGGUGACAAUGACGAUGGCAGCGGUGACAAUCGGGAUGACAGUGGUGGCAAUGACAAUGACAGUGGUGACAACACUGGUGAUGAAGAUGGCGACAGCAAUGUUGGCAAUGAUGACGACUGGUGGCAAUGAUGAUGACAGGGGUGACAAUCAUGGACAGUGGUGACAAUGACAGUGGUGGCAAUGACGAUGACAGUGGUGACAACACUGGUGAUGAAGAUGGUGACAGCAGUGUUGGCAAUGAUGACGACUGGUGGCAAUGAUGACAGUGGUGACAAUCAUGGACAGUGGUGACAAUCAUGAUGACAGUGGUGGCAAUGACGAUGACAGUGGUGGCAAAGAUGGCGACAUGGCGAUAGUGCUGACGACAGUGGGGACAGUGAUGAUGAUGAUGACAGUGGUGAUGGUGUCUAUGAUGACCGCGGCGACGAUGAUGAAGGUGAUGGUGGCACAGGUCCGGGCCCUGUCCUGGAGGCUGGGCCCGACACCUGUCUGACAGAGGGGGACGCUGAGCCUGGGACGACGGAGCCCCAGAGCCUCAGACCAGAGAAGCAGGUG